AUGGACGCUUUCAUUAUAAGAAGCAGCAAAAAGCGAAAAUCCAGCCCAGACCCGGCGCCGGCUCAUGAAGAAUCAACCGAUGUAAAAUUGGCGAUCCUUUCGUCGCUCCAUCCCAGCGUCGAUCCAGAGACGCUUCUCGAUAUCUUGCUGGCCCAUGAUGGCGAUGUCGAGGCCACAUCACGGACGCUCAAGGCACGGUUGCCCAAGAAACCCGGGUCAGGCACCGCAUCGGCCGCGCAGUCGUCGCUCCGGUCCUUUGGUGUUGGUUUGGAUGGAUCCGCCUCUACCCCAUCCAAACGUGCCAAGAUACUGUCCCGUAAGGGAGCCACGCUCCAUUUGUACGACCCCGUCGACAUCAGUGAACACACGCCCUGCACCAUCAUCCACAACUUUCUGCCUAGCGAGGAAGCAGACUCGCUGUUGCGGGAGCUGCUGGAAGAGUCCAAGACGUUUGAGAAAAUCACCUUCAAAUUGUUUGAUAACAUCGUCUCGAGCCCGCACACCUCGGGCUUCUACGUGGGAAGCUACACAGAGAUGCAGGAGCAGAAGCAUGAAUAUGUUUACAACGGGGCGAGAAUGACGGAUGUCCGAACCCUAACCCCACAACUAGAGAAGGUCAAGGCACGGGUCCAGGAAACGGUCAAUGGGGAGAUCCAAGAGCGCAUUCGCACUCACUAUGGCGGGAAGAAACUGCAGUACCAGUCACCAGAUCCGUGGACCCCGAACGCGGCCUUUGUCAACUGCUACAACGGGCCACAGGAGAGUGUCGGCUGGCACAGCGAUCACCUCACAUAUCUCGGCCCCCGCGCCGUCAUCGGUUCCCUCUCACUCGGCGUAGCCCGCGAGUUCCGUGUCCGCCGCAUCAUACCCCAAGACGACGAUCCCAGCCCCGCUGCCCCUAUCCCCACUCUCCCCCAAACCACCACCCCCAUCGCAACAACAGCCCCAACAACAACAACAACAACAACAACAACAACAACAACACCAGCCCCACCAACCCCCCAAGACCCCAACCUGACCGGGCAAAUCGCCAUCCACCUCCCGCACAACUCCCUCCUGAUCAUGCACGCCGACAUGCAAGAACACUGGAAACACAGCAUCACCCCCGCCCUAACCAUCGACCCGCACCCCAUCGCCGGCAACCGCCGCAUCAACAUCACCUACCGACACUACCGGCCGGAUUUCCACCCCCGGUUCACCCCGCGCUGUCCGUGCGGCGUGCCAGCGGUGUUGCGGGUUGUGACGCGGCGGAGGGAGAAUAGGGGGAGGUAUUUUUGGAUGUGUUAUGCGGGGAAUGUGCCGGUGGUAGGGAGGGAGGGGUGUGGGUUUUUUAGGUGGGCAGAGUUUGAUGGGGAUGGGAGACCGGUGGGUGGUGGGUUGGGGGUUGGGGAAAAGGAGAAGGGAGUGGAAGGGGAUAAAGAUAAAAGCCGUACUGUAACGCAGGAGACAGUCAUAGAGCGAGGUAGUAAAUAG
This is a messenger RNA of Dichotomopilus funicola, 1473 nucleotides long. RefSeq lists its product as uncharacterized. Bases 1 to 1473 code for a protein of 490 amino acids. Gene Ontology annotation, cellular component: nucleus. Lineage: Eukaryota; Fungi; Ascomycota; Sordariomycetes; Sordariales; Chaetomiaceae. Gene Ontology annotation, molecular function: dioxygenase activity; zinc ion binding; ubiquitin binding. The record is from RefSeq and is a predicted model, not a curated record. Gene Ontology annotation, biological process: DNA alkylation repair; DNA repair. The transcript is spliced from 3 exons.